GGUUCACGUACGUGUGCGUCGGAAAGGAUAUAGUGCUGGUUGUGGCAAACGUAAAUGACUGCGAACGGUGAUAAAUAGUUGUGUGUUAUUUACGUUAUUCAUCGAGAAACGCGUUCGCAGUUUAAAACAAGAUGCCAAAAAGGAAAAAUCAGACCCUAAUCGAUUCCGACAGCAGCGGGAGCGCGUCCGAAAGCGGCUCCGACUUGGAUAAUGAUCUGUUGUCACUGGCAAAGAAAAAGAAGGGAAAAUAUCAAGAUGAUUCUCAGUCGAAUGAGGAUAACACAUCUGUUAAGAAGGAUGUUAAACACGACUCAGAUAGUUCGGAUUCCGACGACAAUUGGAACAACAAAGCUGGAAAGUCCAAGAAAAAGAAGGUUCCGAGCAAAAAGAGCAAGCAAAAGAUGACAAAGUCCAGUACAGAAGAUAGCGCCAGCGAGAAAGAACCAGCCAAACAGCUUUCAGAACCGGAAGAAGGUGAAGUGUCGGAUUCGGAUCCGAGCGUUUCCGAUUCCAGUCAGGAAGAAUUUAACGAUGGUUACGACGACAAACUUAUGGGAGACGCGGAGGAUCAAGCUAGACUCGCUCAAAUGACCGAGAAGGAACGUGAGCAGGAAAUUUUCAAACGCAUCGAGCAGCGUGAAAUCAUGAAGACGAGAUUUGAAAUUGAAAAGAAACUUAGAAUGGCCAAGAAACAGGAAUUAAAGAAGCAAAAGGAAUCGAAAAAGAAGGAGAAAGGUAUCGAAGAGAAGCAAAAGGUGGAUAGAGCGCCGGAUCCGAAAGAGAGAAGUAAAGAUCGUAAGAAGACCAUUGAGGAGAAGCAAGAUAAGAAGUUCCACGCGAUGUCGUUGCUGAAAGCCAGACGUGAGGAGAAGAAAGAACGAGAGGAGAAGGAGAAACAGAGAAUGGAACAACAACAACAAGAAUCCAAGGAUGUGGAAGAGGAAGAACUGGAGGAUGAUCACAAAGGUAGCGGGAAUAAGACAAAGCUCAAAGCGUCUGACAUAUAUUCUGACGACAGUGGUUCGUCAGAUAGCGGAGAUGAAGAGGAUGCGAACAAAGCAACAGGAUCUCGAAGCAGAUCGUCUUCGAGCGACAGCCGCGAUUCCGAUUCUGACAACGAUAAGAAAUCGGUGGCUAGUGCCAAAGCAAAACCGAAGAAACCGGUCUACAUCAAUACCAAGGAAGAUCUGAACAAAAUUCGAUUGUCCCGUCACAAGAUGGAGAGAUUUGUUCAUUUGCCUUUCUUCGACCGAGUGGUUCAGGGUUGCUUUGUCAGGAUCGGAAUCGGCAAUAAUAACGGUAAACCUGUCUAUAGAGUAGCUGAGAUAAGUGGCGUGUGCGAAACAGGAAAAAUUUAUCAGUUGGGCGGCACGAGGACGAAUAAGGGACUAAAGUUGCGUCAUGGUGCGCAGGAACGUGUGUUCAGAUUGGAGUUUGUUUCGAAUCAGGAAUUCACGGAUUCGGAAUUCUUUAAGUGGAAAGAAACGUGCGCGCUACAAGGAAUAUCGAUGCCCACGUUCGACGAGGUAGAUCAGAAAUUGAAAGAUAUCAAAGAAGCGUUGGUGUACGAGUUCAAGGAGGAAGAUAUAGAGAAGAUAGUACGCGAGAAAGAGAGAUUUAAACAAGCUCCGUACAAUUACGCGAUGAAGAAAGCUCAGCUUAUGAGAGAACGGGACGCGGCUAAUUGCAGAGGGGACGACGAAACCGCUAGUCGUCUGAAUCAGGAACUGAGCGAGCUCGAGGAACGUGCAUCGGAAUUGGAUAAGAUGCGCACCGCGACGAUAUCCAGUAUAUCCUAUAUAAACGAUCGCAACAGAAAGAAAAAUGUGGAAGAAGCUGAGAAGGCUAUAAUGGAGGAAUUGAAGGCUAACAAAGGCAAGAAAAUCGACGAUCCGUUCACCAGACGAAGCACCAAACCGAGAAUGGUGUACAAGCCGGAAGAUGAAUCAGAUACCGUCACAAUGGUUUUGGUGAAUGAUAAGGUGAGUCCUCAUCCGACCGGGGAUUCGGUAUCGACUGCCAAUGACAAGGAGAACGGACAGGACUCCAAGAAGAAGCAAAGCACGGAGGAUCUGUUCAACGCGCAUGAUUUCGACAUAACAAUCGAUUUGGAAGUUCCUAUAUCAAACAAUCCGGUCAGUGUCUUACCCAAGCCCAUCAACAACAUCAAGGACACGGGGCCUCGUCGAUCGUUGAAUCUAGAAGACUAUAAAAAGAAACGCGGUCUUAUCUAACAUUUCAUACGUCUCACGCAUCAUGUUAAGAGCAUGAUAAAAUUUUUAAGUAACUAAGGAUAUCUUGUAAACACACAUUCGCAAAGAUAUCUAAUCGAUCGAAAAAAUUCAUUUAUCGAAUCUUCUUCUGAGUAAAUAUCGAGAAAAAGGAAGAGAUAUGUUCUAUAUAUGUAAUUUAUUGACUGAGGACAAAGUAGAUUAUUUAUACCAUUAGUACCGUUAUACAUUAUAUUAUUAUUAUUGCUGACUCCAUCUAUUUAAUACGUUGAGUGUGGUUGGUGGUGAUUUGCUGAGUUUAGGCGCAAAGUAUCUAGCAGACAUUUGUAUAUAUUGUGUGAUUAUGUAUAAUAAAGGAAAAUUACUAACGAAACGCAAAAAGUCAUCGAUGUUCAAUGGUGUUUAGAAUCUUACAAAUUCGCAUCGAGCUAUAUAUAUGUAUAUAUGUAUAUAUAUAUAUAUAUGUGUGUGUGUAUAUAUAUAUACAUAUAUAUAUAUAUAUAAUCCAAUAAGCAACGAUAUAAAAGAUAUAUGACGUAAGAGCUUAGGCAGCUCUUACAUCUACUAGCAAGCUCUGUUUUAUUGAUGACGCUCAACGUAUUAAUGAUGAUGGUUCUGAGAUAAUGUGGUUCCUAUUAUGCGAUUCGAGACAUCACGACGUAUCAUGACGGGCAAACAUUUUUUAUUGAGAUUGUAAUCGACGCUUGCGCAACUGUUGUUCGACGAUAUGAUGAUAUUUAAAACAAUUAAUUGAGAUUUGUUUCUCGAAACACAGACAUGUGCUCUGUCUUUUCCAGCGCAGCACGCCGGUAGGUCGUAACUUGAAUGACGAGUAAGAGAAGAAAAGGAAGUAUUUGUACACAAUGAAGCUAUUUUGGCUAAUGAAGAGAAAACUGACUUAAAAAUCGUGUGUUCUCAUAAGAAGUAAUUAUUUAUUGUGAGAAAGUAUAUACGUUUGUGAAAUUUCUGUCCAAGUAUAUAUUUUAUUUUAUUUUUUUUAUUGAAAUUUUAGGAACACUGUUGCAUCAACGUUACGUUAUGUAUUAGAGGCAGUUGGUAGCAGAAGUAUUUCACAAUCAGUAUAUAUAUAUAUAUAUAUAUAUAUAUCAGUAUAUAUAUGUAUAUAUAUAUAGUUUUCUCAUUUAAUUGAAUGCAAUUAAACUAAGGUAACUGUACAUAAUUACGCGCCGCUUUUUUUAUACACACGUAAUAUCGUCCUGAAACAUCACAAUACGACGUAAUUGCAAAGCCUGCGGCACAAGAUGCUUCUUUUCGAAUCGACGCAGUUUGAAGAUAGAUAGAAAAAUAUUGUCAAAUUGUUCUUGCGGUGCGAAUCACAGCGCGAAAGACAACGUCGAGUCCCGCAGGCUCGAGGAUGGCACGUGUACAUCACGACAGAAUACGCGAUACUUCGUGACAUUUGUAAUAUUUUAUUCUCACAAAUUGUUGCGUGUUAUAGAUAGAUUUUUUUACAUAUCUUUUUUGUUACAAAACAUUUUGUGUAGGAACGCACCGUUUAGAGGAAUGCUGUAGUUGAACACAUAGAAGUGUACGAUUUUUUUUAUUAUUUAACCAUCUAUGAUUUUUUUUACCAUCUAUAUUGUCUUGUCCAUCGAAGGAAGUUUUUUAAACAAAUCAAAGAGAGAAAAACGCGAAUGGUCCCGCACGUGUAUCGUACUUACGACACAAAAAUCCAUGUAUUUGUAUAUAAUAUAUAUGAAUAUUUAUCGAGGGAUAAGAGAA
Molecule: messenger RNA, 3974 nt
Organism: Pseudomyrmex gracilis
Lineage: Eukaryota; Metazoa; Arthropoda; Insecta; Hymenoptera; Formicidae
Gene: Rtf1
Product: RNA polymerase-associated protein RTF1 homolog
Exons: 7
Coding region: 132-2234 (700 amino acids)
Cellular component (GO): Cdc73/Paf1 complex
Molecular function (GO): DNA binding; RNA polymerase II C-terminal domain phosphoserine binding
Source: RefSeq, a predicted model, not a curated record